GAGAGUGAGUGUGAAAGGAGGAGGGAUGAAGAAGGUUGCAUUGUGCCCAGACUUAUUCUGCAUAGUUGAAGAGAGAGGGAGAGAGGAACAGUCUAGCAGGGUCUUGUUUUGUGUGCUGCAGUCUCCGUUUGCUGUAUCAAGGGUUUUGGCCAUGCUGUUUGCUUUGCCUAAACUUGUACUGUGUGUGUCUGGAGUGCUAUUUCAUGCUCUUUUAGCAAGGGCAAGUACACACACAGUCCUUGAUCCCGGGUUCUUCCAGUGUCAAGAGUGCUUUUUCAAAAGCACACCUCCACAAUCAUUGUCUGAUUUGGGUUUGGAGCAGAAGUGUCACAAACAUCUGACCGGACGGCCUUUUGCAUCACUCUAUAACACCAACUGCCAGUCUGUCGUUUAUACAGCCCUUCAACUCAGCCUGACUAAUGGAUGGGGCAGAGGAGAGCACAGUAAGCAGGAUGCAGAAGAAGAGAUCAAUGAAGAUUCCCCUGUGGCCAUCCCAGCUCUUUACACAGGAACAACGGAAGAAACUCCCUCAGACUCCCCUUUCCUGAAGUGGGAUGCUCUGACAGCAGGACUGAUACGUAGAUCAGCCAUACCGCUAUGUUCAAAGACAAGUGGGGAAAUGUAUGUGCAGAGUGGCGUGGGAGAGUUUAAUGAGUGUGGGGUGAACGUGUUGUGGUCAGCAGUGUGUUGUGCUGCUUCAAAUGGGCAUGACAGCUUCAGUGUUGGGCUAGUGAAGGAGGGGAUGGUGAGGGCGGUGAGCGUUCAAGCUUUAGAGGAGUUGAUCGGUAUUUCAGGGCUGUUUUCAGGAGGCUGUGGUGAGAUAGGUGGCCAGAGAGAAGAGGAGCUUAUGUUGCUCUUUAAUGAGCAACUAAAUGGCAUGAAAACACACAGUUCUGAUGGACAGAGUGAGAACCACAACAGUCAGGAUGCAGGUACAUCAGACCCAGAAAAUGAGGAAACAACAUCACAGUCUGUCAAUGAAGCCCAAAGCUACACAUCUUCCUUGAAGUCGCAGAUGGAUCUUCAGGAGAGCAGCAAUGAGACUGAGAACUCCGAGACUGGAAGUGCUCUGCUUUACAUUCUGUCGUCCACCAUCUCUCUUCUGUACAUCCCUUUCUCUCCCAUCGUUAACACGGUCACUAACCUUCCCUCCCAACUCACAUAUAUUCUACAGGAAGAUAUGGCUGUUCUAGCCUCUGUGCCUGGUGACAGUUUCACUUUGGUCAAUAACUUGGGCUCAGGAGUGUCAUCUGGGGUUUUGUGUGUGUUUAACACCCUCUACCAGACCGGGGAACUGAGCGUGUGCACACUAUAUGCCUGCCUCAGUCCAUUAGCCAACAGCCUGCUCCAGGCAUUCCAGGAUGGAUUUGUAGGCACAGGUACACUGGCGUGGGAUGCCCUGGGUAUCGUGACAGGCACCGCUUGCAAUGGUUUGGGGGUUGGCAAGAUGGUGCUUGGGUCAGUCUGUAAUCAGAUGGUGGAUUACCUGUGUGCUUUGGGCUCAGAAUUGGGCCAGCAGGUGUCAUCAGUGGGUUGUGGGAUAGGAACACUUACCUGGAGAAGUGUAAAGGGGGCGGGCCACAUGUUCAACAUUGUUACAGCCAUUGUAGGAGGAGUGGUGGAGAAUUCAAUAGCAAAUGUACAGGAAGCUUUUGGAGGGAGUUUUGGGGAAUCAUCUGAAUUGCAAACACCUGAAGUGCAGCCAUCUAUAGUGGCUGGUGAACAGAUUUAAUUGUGUGUAUGUGCCUGUUACCGCAUUAACACAUUAGCAUCCUAAAAAUGUCUUGCUGACAGAACAACAGAUAUUGACCAUAUUGCAUGCUUAUGACAUCAUGAAAAUACUGUUUUUAACACUGCCUUAAAACUUUUACAUUUUGUUAAGGUUGUGUUUUGGGCUGGAGUUUACUGAGCUGACCCUAGGUCUGAUUUGGAAAUAGAAGGUGCAAGAAGAUUUGUAUAUUACAAGGUGCUUAAAUGUUUAUUUCAAGUCUAAAAAAGAUGUAAAUGUUGUGAAAUGUUUAUGUCAUUAAAUCAGACACGAUGUGGCCUUGCUAUGUCAUGGUUUAUAUGCUGCAAUAAAUAUGCUGCAAUAAAGAAUCCUUUCUGUGAGUCAUGCUGUGUGAUGUAUAAUAUCAUAAAGACUCCUCUUCAAGAGAAUUUGCAUUGAAUCUGAAUAAAAAAAACUUUCA
Messenger RNA from Xyrauchen texanus (razorback sucker), 2189 nucleotides. RefSeq lists its product as uncharacterized. The transcript is spliced from 2 exons. Lineage: Eukaryota; Metazoa; Chordata; Actinopteri; Cypriniformes; Catostomidae. The record is from RefSeq and is a predicted model, not a curated record. The coding region runs from base 26 to 1732 and encodes 568 amino acids.